Messenger RNA from Homalodisca vitripennis (glassy-winged sharpshooter), 14589 nucleotides. RefSeq names its product titin-like. Gene Ontology annotation, molecular function: protein binding. The coding region runs from base 129 to 13973 and encodes 4614 amino acids. NCBI's taxonomy places the organism in Eukaryota, Metazoa, Arthropoda, Insecta, Hemiptera, Cicadellidae. The record is from RefSeq and is a predicted model, not a curated record. The transcript is spliced from 54 exons.
AGCCGUCAGUCCACUCCACAGCCACAGUCGAGUGUAGAGUGUAGAGUGUUAGUAGUGUGCCAAGCAGUGCGUCAGCUUGCCCUGCCGAGUGCUACCCCUUAUGACACCUACCUGACAGUUGUAGUAAGAUGGAGGCAGUGGCCAUCUUGGACGCCCUGGAGUCCCGGGUGGCGGUGUUGCCUGGAGGUCGAGACAAAGAGAAACAUCCCCUCAUCAUCGUUCAAGCACCCGUGGAGAACUGCUCCUGGAGCAAAGAUCAUCUGGAUGAAGUGCUUAAGUAUUUCAAUUCUAUAUUUAGUGCUGACACCAGGCAGCAAGGGGUGACAGUGGUGGUGGAUGCCCAGAGGUCAAGUUGGCGUCUGGUUCGGCCGUGUACCAGGCAGGUUUCCGUUGCUCUCGGCUCUUCUCUGGCCACACUCCUGGUGCUAAGACCUGAUGCCUUCUGGGACAAACAGCGGGUGGACAACUGUGCUCGUGUACAUAAGGAUGGAGAGCCUGUGUACAUCCCAAUAUCAAGAUUAAGCAAGUAUGUAGAUGUAUCCCAACUGCCGGAGGAGCUUGGAGGUACCUGGAAUUACAACCAUGACAGCUGGAUACAGAAUAGAGUGCACUUUGAGGAGUUUGCCAAAGGGGCAGAACGGGUAACAUCAGAGCUGGAACGACUGCGGCAGAGGCUGAGUGGGGGUGGAGCAGGGGAGGGGGUGGGACUGAGUGCUGCAGAGGAGACACUCUACGACAGUGCUGACCUCUACACCCAGACCAGGGAGAUGGCUGCAAAAGUACUCAGAGAAGGGGAGGGUCUAAGACAGAGACUGGAGGGAGAGUAUAAAGGAGGGGGGAUGGGAGCAGUGCCCCAGGACAUGGAGGACACGGAGGAGCGAGUGAGCCGUCUCCGGGAGAUUAUUGAAGGGAAGCUGGAGCUUGUACAGGAUGCGUGGUUCAACGUGCAGAAAAAUAUUAUUGAUGCUAAGGAAGUACAUGCGCUGGAGGAUGGGGUGCAGCGGGUGACAGAGUGGAUCCUGGGGCCAGGGGAGGUGUUGCUCAAUGCUCAGCAGGAGGUGGGCUACGACAUCACAUCCGCAGAGGAGUUGCGACGUGAGCACGAGGCAUUAGAGCUGCAGUGUCGGGAAACUUAUGGACAUUAUGCAGAGCUUCUGCACAAGAUAGACUCACUCUCCCAGAAUGGUAUCUCGCUGCCAGAAGACCUUCGCUCGUUACGUGACUUCAUGGACUUUGUCUGCCGCAGCUAUGCAACAAGACUUGAGCGUCGCAGAAAUGUCCUCAUUACGUCAGCAAGAUUCUUUCGUCUAGUCACAGAGUACUUCCAGGUAACGAGUGAUGUCUAUGAGAACUUGGUGAUGUGUUCGGAUAUGGAAGCGCUGGACACGGCUCACUGUACACUGCUGCAGCUUCAGGAGAGUCAGACCAACAUUGACCUAGUAGAGAAGGAGUUGGUGCGUGAGGGAGAGAAGUUAUCAGACUUGCUGUCAAUGCCAGUGAAGGAUGCACUGGGUCGAGAGCUGGAUGUAGACUAUGCCAAUGACAUUGUGAACGUGCGUGAGGUGCUGGACAUGACAACUGCGCGACGUCAGCUAUUCCGCGAUAGUGUUGAAUUACAGAGACUCACUCUACAGCAGGCUACACAUGUACAUGACUACGAGAAAGACGCAGCUCAGGCUGUGGACUGGCUCAAUGAGCUGUUCCAAGUGAUGUUGAAAACACAUUCUCACGUUGGCUGCAACGUCUGUGAAAUUCAGCUACAAAAGGAUGAGCUGCAGGCCUUUCAGGAAACAGCCAAGGGUACAUAUGAGUACGGUUGUCAGCUGGUGAAUGUUGCCCUGAGCCUGCGCCAGUCUUGCAAGCUGCCUCUGGACGGCAACACAGCCUUGUCACACGAGUUGUGGCGUGCGUGGAAGCGUCUCUACACCGUUGGUCAGGAACAAAUGACUCGCUUGAGGGUCUCUGCAGUCUUUCAUCGUAGUGUCCAACAGCACUGUAAGCAGUUGGGGGAACUGAGAACUGGUGUGGCUGCAGUUACUGCAGAAGAAGAAUCAGGGCAAAGCCGCAGCAGGCUACGCAAGUUCCUAGCUGCGCGGGAACGUCUACUGUUGGAGGUUGGCCGCAUGGUACGGCUCGGUCGGCUACUCAAGACUAGGCUGCGUGAACCUCUCUCUCCUGAACUAGAAUUGGAGGACAGCAAUGUUACUGCAGUUGAGGCAAUAUCGGAAAGACUGGCUGAUGUGACGAGUCUUGCUGAAGAGUUAGAUGCUGCACUUUGCGGCUCUCAGGGUGACACCGUGGCUCUCAACAUGGAUAAGAUACUGGACGGCACAGCUUCCACCACCCCUGAGGACUGGUACAACUCGCUGAGCAAGCCUGGAGCCAAACAAACACCAGAAGACAGCAGUAAGUCAGAGGAAGACUUUGUCACCGCGUCUGAGUGUACCUGCACACCACCUUCACGUUCCUCAUCCUUCCACACUGCAUCGGAGGGGGAGGUGGGAGAAGGGGGAUCUCCCUGGUGGGAGGUGGAUCCUUCAGACCAGGAGCCUGAUCCUGCCAGGGACCCUCUUGAAUCCAAAAACUCUAAGGUUGUGGUCCAGGAGGUGACAGAGACACGACACCUAAAACUCAGCAGGACAGAAGGCUGUUCCAUCACCAGUAACACCACCAUCAAGGAGUAUCUUAGAGAUGGAGCGGGAAACACUGCACAGGUUAGUGAGGAGAACAUCACGAUGCAGAACGUGUGUGAUGCUGUGCAGCCAACACAUCGUUCAGACAGCUCGGCGGAUAGCUCCGCACUGUCACACGACCAGCUGGUACAGGACAUCCGAGAGAGCAGAGAAUGGCUGGAACUACGGGUGGUGGAGAUGAUACCAGAAUUGACUCUCCUGGGAGCGACUCUGGCAGAGGCUACAGCGAUGCUCUCCGCUCACGAACAGGUCCUCCUAAAGAUCCAUAGCAAGCAGAGCCCAGUAGAGGAGUUGCUGAGACAAGCUGACCAACUCAUAGCCAGCCAACACACAAGGGCAGAGGUAUACACUGCCAUGGCCGAGUCUCUCUCCCUAGCAUGGCAGGACAUCAACACUCUCCUACACAAGAGGAAGGAAAUUCUUGAGCUUAACGUCAAAUACCAUAGUGACGCUGCAGUCUGCUUGGAGAGGACGCGAGCACUGGAGCUAGCGUGUUCUGGUGCACCACUGCCUGUGGAGGUUUCUGAGCUGCGGGACCUGCUCACUCGACUGUCUGAUGUAAAGCGUUCAAUGUUAGAGACUCUAAUGGCAUCCCUGCAGGACGGUCGCGCGCGCUGCUUGACACCCUACGCCUCCUCGCAUCCGAAGGUUCUCUCGAUUCUCGACCCGGCCAGACUAAAGCUUCCACAGACAAUAUCACAGGUGGAGCACUGGCUGGAAGACUUACACGACCGACGACGCACGCUGGAAGUGUCCUGGCAAUCUCGCAAGACUCAGCUAGAGCAGUGCUUGGCCCUCGCUUUGCUUACCACUGACUUGCGGUUGCUCGAGGAGAUCUAUGCGGACAGGUUAGAAAGUCUGGGCCGUAACUGCCCAGAACUGGGUGACUCCGUGGCUAGUGCAGAACUGCUCCUUCAUGAACACCAGAAACUGUUGCCUGAGGCUAAGGAGCUGCAGGAGCAAGGCUUGAAGAUUCUGCGGGCCACAGAACAACUAGCAGCGACAGGACACUUUGCAGGCGAGGAGGCCAUCGCUCAGGCCUAUCAGCUGCUCCACACCUCCACAGAGUACCAAGACUCAUUGGAGAGACGGGAGCACAACCUGCGUGAUGCCAUGGCAUUCUUUGGCAAUGCUCGGACAACGCUUGCUCGACUAGAGCAGUUGGACAAAGAGCUAUCAGGGGCCAGUGAGACCCAGCUGUCCAGACUACAGGAGUCAGUGGCCGACGUGUGCGGUCCUGUCCUGCAGCAAGGAUACACAAUACUGGAGGAUGUCCCAGGGGCUAAGGGAGUCAAAACUGUUGUUGAUGAACUGGAGAACUUCAAAUUAAAAUUAAGCCUAAGGUGUUCAACUAUCCUGGAAGAAAACCUAAAAGUUACACAAUCCCUGAAUAACUUCCUAGAGAAGCAAAAUCAGCUGUACUCCUGGUUAGUGAACACCAUGGAAGCCUUCAUCCAAGGUCACCAGGACAUGGGUAGUGUGCUCGCUGUAGCCAAGGAUUUCCUGCAACAACACCACAGGAUGCUCAACGACCUUCAGGUGAAAGGAACUGAGAUUAAUGCACUGCUGGCGACAGUACCCGAGCUGUUGGUGACACUGGGUGAAAGUGACCGCAUAAAUGUGGAGAGUAAAGCAGAGUCACUUCACACACAGUGGACCACACUGAGGCAGGUGCUGGAGAGACGCACAGAGCUUUCAGCCUUGUACGUCAAGUUCCAUAGUCUCAUUGUAGAGCUGGCCACUCAUAUUGACUCAGUGACGGAGAAACUGAGUCGUCAGCCACCACCCUCACAAUCAGAACGGAACCAACUGGAGCAAGAGUACUCCACAAUUACGCAACUUUAUACUCAGCUCGGUGCAGUGGCCGACAACUUCACACAGGACUCAUACCAGACGACAGAGCCGUACCUCGCGGCGGAACGGGCCCGACUGUGCGUGGACACCCUGCGGCAACACUUUGCUGACAGGGUGGCCAACCUGCAGGCGUUGUGGCAGCAGUGGGAACAGCGGCUGGACACUUCACGACUGACAGCCCAGCGCUGGACGCUGAACAUGGCAGACUCCAACCGGACGGUGGACUGGGUGAGCAAGUUGGACUCUCAGUUGUACCCUGUACUUGACGAGACCCUGACAACCGCUAAGUCUAUGGUCAGAGAUGUAGAGGACAAGAGGGAGAGAGUUCUGUCAGAGAUCCGGAGAGCACAGGCCGAAGUCCAGCUCAGGCUGUCCACUGCCGAUGAAAUACUCUCACAAGCCGAAUCUCUGGAGGGAGACAAGGGUGUGCUGACACAGCUCAGGGCUCUGCAGGAGCGGCUUCAGCAAGUGGUUACUGACUACCAAGUGCUGCUUGAGGUCUUCAUCAGCUUCUUCAAGAACCUUGCCGAGUUGGAACACACGGUGCAAGGUUUGGAGGGGCAAUAUGGGGUUAGCCUCUCACCCUUGACCUUGGCAGAGGUGGAGAAGGCCCUGCGUGAACAUGAUGCCUCCCGCCAAGCAAUUCAGGAGCUGUUCAAGUUUGCCCACACUGAGAGUCAACAGAUCAUUGCCAAAAUUCGCCAGCAGGAACCAGAUGCAGCAGCAGAGAAGGACACAGACACUGUCCGCAGAAUGCUGGAAGGACAGAGGACUGCCUGGGAACGAGCCUGGACACAACAUAGGAUGAGUCUGGAGUCUCAACAGCAACUGGGACAGUUCGACUCGGAUCUACUGCACAUCCACAGUAACCUGGAUGAGUUGAGCCAACAGCUGAGUAAAGUCAAGGGGCAGUUUGGCGAGAAUCUAGCAGCAGCCAAGGCUACGUCACUCGCUUUCCAUUACUUUGAGAAAACUAUUGAGCUACUAGAGCAAAGAAUAGAGACAUUUGUGGCGUCCGGGGAAGCGAUGCUGAAGAGCAACCACUCGUCCUCACCUCACAUCGAGCGGGAGCUGCACUCACUCCGGACUCGUUGGCAACAGUUCCACCAGCAGGUCUCGGACACCAGGCAGUUGAUAGACCUCAGCCUGCAGUACUUUGCUCUGGUGGAAGAAGCUGAAGACUGGUUCAGAGAGGGCAGUCGGCUGUUGAUGACCAUCGCUAAGAGGUCAUCUUCCAUCAGGACCCCUCAAGAAGCCAAUGAUCUCUUGCAAGAGAUAGAACUAUUCCUUAAACCUGGAGAGUCCAAACAAGAUGAAAGGAUACAAAAAAUAUCAGAACUGGCUGUUCAGCUGUAUGGAAGUGGACAGCCAGAGCAACUACACCAGGUGAAAACUGAAAGUCGGGAAAUGAUCGACUCUUUCUCCCAGGUCAGCAUGGAACUCCAGCAGAUCAUCAAUUUCUUGAAUAAACCGCCAGAAGAGCAGCGUAUGGAGAUCGUUGGUCUGCAAGAAGCACUGCCAAUUGAUGAGAAACCUGUGCGAAAGUCACCAAGUCCACCUCCAAAGAAGGCCAAGGUAGAACCUGAACCAAAGAAAGCCAAGGUAGAACCUGAACCAAGUAAGGCAAAGGUAGAGCCAGAAACUCAACCUCCAAACUUCACCUUACCACUUCACGAUGCAACAAUUGACGAAGGGAGCCGGUUUACCUUUGAGUGCAGGGUGACUGGCAUCCCCAUGCCAGAGAUCUGCUGGUUGAAGGACAAUCUCUCUAUAGAUAGUAACCUAGACUAUCACACCAAGGUGGAGGAUGGACUGUGCUCCCUUACCAUCGAGGAGACUUUCACCGAGGACUCAGCCUGUUUUACCUGCAGGGCUACCAACCUUCUGGGUUACGCUGAGACCACUGCACUGCUCACUGUCCGAGAGAACGAGCGAGAGGCACCACCUCAGUUCUUGCAGUUGCUGUCCCCAGUCUCCGGUGUGGAGGGGUCACCCUGCCGACUCGAGUGUCGAGUGGGGGGUAUCCCCCUUCCCACAGUGCAGUGGUACAGGGACGGGGAGUGUGUGGACUCUGCCCCCGGGUACACCACCACAUACAACAAUGGUGUGGCAGUGCUCUCUGUGGAACAAAUGGGAAUCCACAACCAGGGUCUUUACAGCUGCAGGGCUACCAACCGGCUCGGCACGGAGACCACAUCAGCCAGUGUCACUGUCCAGCGUCUUAUUUCGGAGAAGGCCCCAGAGUUCGUGGUGCCGCUGUCUAAUGUGAUGGCGCGUGCAGGACAGAAGAUCCGACUGGAGUGUGAGUUAUGCGGUGUGCCGGAACCGCAGCUGGAUUGGGUCCAUAACGGCAAGCCUUUCACUGAAUCCAGAGACAUCAAGGUGCAGAAGGAAGGGGGUAAGCUAGUGUUGACUAUCUCCGAGGCUUUUCCCAAGGAUGCAGGCACCUACAGCCUGACUGCCAUUAAUUCUGCAGGAUCCACUACAAGCUCGUGUACUGUGGCAGUAAAGGGCCGACUACCCACAGAGACCUCAGACUCUGAGCUUGCCAGCGACUUGGAGCCGUCUAAGCCCUCCAUUCCCACAACACUUCGGGACGCAACAGUCAGCGAGGGUGGCAAAGCUCGACUAGAUUGUAUCAUCGUGGGACAACCUGAGCCAGAGGUAAUCUGGUAUCAUGAGGGAGUGCCGAUCAAAGAGUCGAAGGAAGUCCAACUCCUGUUCCAGGGAGAUCGAUGUUCACUGAUCAUCGCAGAAACUCUACCGGAAGAUGCAGGACAGUAUAAGGUGGUGGCCAUCAACUCUGCAGGGGAGGCUUCCAGCUCCUGUCAGCUCUUUGUGCAGAGGACAGAAACGCAGCCUGAACAGACACCGGAGAUUACUGGCACCAAGCCUCUGUUCAUCUCUCUGCUGACUGAUGCCUUAGCUACAGAGGGAGACACUACCAGCCUGGAGUGUGCUGUCAGGGGAGAUCCAACGCCCAGUGUCUCUUGGUUCCUCAACAACAACCCAGUGGUGGCAUCCGACAGACUUAAGAUGGAUCAAGAGGCAGGGGGACUGUGCACACUGGUUAUUAGUCCUGUGUUGGCUGACGACAGAGGAGUGUAUACUGCCAGAGCAACCAAUCCGCUGGGUGAGGCCAAGUGUUUUGCCCACUUAAUAGUGCGCAGUGCUGCCAACCUGGCAGCAGUACCAAGUGCACCAGAUGUACGACUGGAGGAGCGAGCCACAGUUCCCGCUUUCACAGAGUUGUUCGCUGAUCGAACGGUCGUUGAGGGAGGCUCCACCAAGUUUGAAUGUAUCGUCACUGGAAAGCCCACACCUAAAGUGCGCUGGCUGUACAACAGUGAGCCUGUGUCAGGAAAGGACUUCCUGGUGUCAGUGAGUGGGUCCAGGCAGGUGUUGACUAUUCCGGUGGUGUCCAAGGUGCUUGCGGGUGGCCAGAUCACAUGUGUAGCAGAGAACGAUGCAGGAAAAGCCAGCUGCAAUGCAACAAUCACUGUUUCGGAUGCUCCUCCGGUAGAUGACCUGCUAUCGUCCAUAGACCACUUGAAUCUGUCGGAGACCUCUGUUUUUGAAUUGAAGCGGGAAGUGUUCAUGCAGUCUUCCAGCCACACCCAGUUUGGGGCUGGAGAGCCAGUUGUACAAGUCCAUGGGAUGGCCUCCAGGACCGAACAGACAUCGCAGAAGAUUGGGGAUAAACCAGCUGUCCAGGUUGAAUCUCAUAAGACAAGUGAGUACCACAAUGUGGGAGGAGUGGAGCAGAAGUUUGACACCCAGAGCCAGAGUUCUAGUGUGGUGGAGCCAGGAGCCCUUGUACCUGCCAGAGUGGUCCCUCAGCGCAAACAGCUGCCACCACGCUUCAUGUCUCCAGUCAUGGGCAAGAUAGUCGACCAAGGAGCAGACGUCACUCUCGAGUGUAUUUUGGAUGGCUUCCCAUCUCCUUCUAUUUCAUGGAAGAAGAAUGGGAAGGAGUUACUGGAAGGAGACAAAGUGAGAAUCAGCUGGGCUUUGAACAAAGCUCAGUGUCAGCUGAUGGCAGUUACUGUGGAGGAUGCUGGGAAGUACAGCUGUACAGCGGUGAACCCUGUCGGCACAGCCACUUGCACGGCAGACCUCGUGGUCAAGAAGACAGUGUUCCCACCAGUGUUCGGAAGGAGACUGCAGGCAGACACAGUACCAGCAGGCAAGAGAGUGGUGCUGGAGGUGGAAGUAACUGGCACACCAGAACCUGACGUCACCUGGUACAAGGAUAGCCACCAGAUAGCUGCUUCAUCAUCAAUGUUUCGUGUGUUAGCGCAGGGGAACUCUCAUCGCCUCAUCAUAGAACAUGCUGGGCUCUCCCACUCAGGGCGGUACGAGGUGCGAGCGGUCAACAGUGGGGGAGAGGCUCGUAGUGUGGCGGACUUGUUGAUCCUGGAGCCCUCUGAGCCCAACUUGAUCCAGCCGACGGGAUUGGAAAUGGAUUUGCCAGUAUCAACAGAAUUUUCUUCUUCAAAGCGUUCCGUCACAGUUACAGAGUCAUUCAAGAGUGACAAGAAGGUUUCAUUACAUGUUGAACAUUCUUCAACACCUGUAGAUUUACUUUUAGAUCUACCAACUCUUAGAGUCAGACCUGAGGAAGUGCGAUCUGAUACAUUUAGCGAACGAUUUGAGAGUGUAUCAAAGCAAGAGGAGAUAAGACAGGCUGCUUUGAACGCAGUACCAAUACCACCUUCUUCAGUUACAUCUGUUGAAGCACUGCUGCAACCAGAAGAAACCAUUGUUGAAGAUUCAUCUAUUUCCAAGAGGAGUGCUUUAAGCUUUUUUCAAAACAUUAUCAAAGAAAAUGAAGAGGAUACGAAAGUUACAAAACCUGCUGAACCUAUGAAGAAACCAUUCAUUCCAGAGCCUACACCUGCCAUACAGCCGAUUCUACCUCCUAUAGGCUUUGGAAAACUGCCAGAGCCUAUUUCCUAUUCUAAAACAAGUUUUCAAGAGUCCUCACAACAGUUUGAGUCCAUCUACACCAGUGAUGGUUUUUUUCUACAGCCAGAACCUCCCCCGGAGAUGGGCUACAUCUCCAAGUCUCAAGUCGUUAAGGGGAAAGAAGAGAUGGCAAAUAGAGUUAAGAAAUUAGAAGAGUCUCAUAGAAAUCUGUCUCAAGAACAGAUUCCUUCUGGAGGUGUGAGAAUUUUUCCUACCCCAACUCAAAAGGUUUCCACGGAAUCAAUAUCCACGCAGACAAAAGCUUUCCCCACACAGAGUCAACAUGUUGCAUCUGAAACUAUUUCUACACAAACGAGUUUUAUUGAAGAACGUGUUGAACCUCCUAAACCAACACCAGUUCAAAGCAGCUCUGUUUUCGCUGAAAAGGUUGUUGAGAACUUGUAUGUGUCUGGUCCUCCAAAAGAAACUCCGAUUAUUAAACCUAGUUUCAAUGUAACAAAAUUUGAACUUCCAAAACAUUCUGAACCAUUGCAACAACAAGUUACUUCUGAGUCUUUUGAUAGUUUUGAAUCAAGUAGUAUCAAAACUAAAAUACUGAAUGGAGAAGAUUAUUCAAUACCAAGAUUUGAACCCUUGAGUCCAAUUGUUAGGCCAUCAGCAGAUAUCCAGCUCAGACCCCAGUCCCCGAGACCAUCUGCUGAAGGUGUUCAUAUGGAGAAAUUGUGGGCUUCUAAACAGAAAGAGGAAUAUGUUGAGUUCCCUCAUGAUUCUCCAAGCAUAGACAUUCAGCAACAUCAAGAAGAAAUCCAACAUUUGAGUUCAGAGAAAACUACAAUGUAUCAAGAAAUCAAACACAAUGCAUCUCCACUUCCACCAGGUGCAGGGAAACUAUUAACUCCUAACCUAGAUCAUCAACGACCUUUGUCUGCUCUUGGAGAAAGGUCCAAAUCACCCUCAGCUGAAGGUCUAGCCAUGGAUAAAUUGUGGGCUCACAAAACAUGCACUCAGAAGAAGGUGUGGCCACCACCCCAACAAAAAGAAGACAAUUUGCCAAUACCACCAUGGACAAAUAGAGCUAGUGAAACAUUUACACCUGAAAAAGUUCAAAAGUCAUCAGAAAUAUCAACACAAAAAGAAAGUUUUACUGAGAAUAAUAUGAAGUAUGAGUCUCAAUCGUUUAGCAAAGUUGAGAGCUCAUCUUUCCAGGCUUCUAAUUUUUCUGAAUCUGUUAAGACAGAAAGUGCUUUCAAAGAGGUAAUUCCUACAAAACCAGUAAAACCUUACAUUCCACCACCAAUAGUCCAACCACCUCCUUCUGAGUCCAAAAUCAUAUAUGUUGCUGAGGCUCACGCUUCUCAUUCAACCAAUGUUCCUGUAGUUCAACCUCAGUUUUUGUCCUCAGAAACAAAUUUCACGAGUUCUCAGACAAUGGAAAGAACAGAAAAAGUAAUGAGUGACUCGACUGUGAUUGAAGAAAAAGUUCUCCGUCCAUCUGAAGCAUUAAAAGUAUGGCCUCCAGUUCCAAAAGAGGAAAAACAGGUAUUCCAGACAAGUUCACAGAAACAAGAGUUUCAAACUAGUUUCCAAAAACAAGAAUCAAAAAAAGAGUUUUCCUCAACUAUUGAUUCAAACAUGGUUUUGAAUGAUAUACCUUUACAGCCUGGUCCACCUCCUGAGCUAGGUUAUGCAGGGCCUCCUCGCAGGAAGCCAUCAUAUGUGGAAACAAUUGAACAAGAUCUAGAGAAGAAUAUCGAUAAAGUACCAUCACGGCAUCUAGCAGGUGCCGUGAGGAUCAUUCCUCCACCUCAGAAGAAAGAGAAGACUCUUAAAUCAGAGUCCACAGCACAAAAGAAAACAACAAUGAUUGAAGAAACUGUACAAGAGAAAAAACCGUAUGUUCCAGAAAGUAUCAGUAAGCCUUUACCAAAAUUGGAGCCUUUUCCAUUUAAACCUGAUCCACCUAAGGAAAAACCAGCAAAAUGUCCUCCACCACCUCGACCAAGCAGAUUUGUGAAAGGUUCCUUCACUGAAAGUGACUAUGAAAGUGACUGUGAUGCUGUCAGAAUACCAAUCAAAUGGAACCCAUGGCAGAGUGAUUCAGAAGAUUACGGUUACAGAAAAGUGAAACCACCAUCAGCUUCUAGCCCUGUCAAAAGACCUCAUUCGGCAACUGGACAAGUAAUACCACCAACCCAAUUUGAAACCCCUUCACCCCUCCAAGGUCCAGCUAGACCAGUAGACACACAAUCGUCAGAAAUUUCAAAGAGCUCCAAAAGUAAAAUAACAAAGACAGAAGAAAUUUAUCAAAAAUCUUUUGUAACAAAAGAGACAAAGUUCGUACAGAACAAAGCUCCAGUAUUGAAACCAGGGUCUCCACCUCAGUUCAUUGAGACUGCAGCUUCCACUCCUAAACACAAGCCAACAGCUGGUAAACCGGGGUCACCAAAGUCCAAGCAAAAGAGUGCACAACCGGAGAGUGGCUACAUGGCUGACACAGAUGAACCACCCCAGCAGCUUAGAAUGGUAACAAAGAUGGAGGAGUCUAUGAUUACAAAAUCGGAACAAUCAAUGUCCUUCCAGCAAUCAAGAACUUCAUCUUCAAGUUCCACCAAGACUUUGGCCAAGAAGGAGUCAUCCAAAACUGAAGUCCAUUCUUCCACCCAGAAGCCAACGGAGCCUCCUUUGGAGCCUUUCCCAUUUAAGCCUGAUGCACCCAGGCCAGUUAAGCGGCCCCUGGGUCCACCUCCUCCUUCUCCGUCCAAAUUUGUCAAGGGAGAGUUCCGUGAGAGCGACUAUGAGAGUGAAUAUGAGGGUAAAAUCCGACCGAUCUGGAGACCCAUCGAGCCUGCUGAUGACCUAAGCUUCCGACCUGUCCGGCCAGUUCUCACACCAGUCAGUGGAAAGUCACAGAACACAGGACGUAUCCCCACACCUCCCACACAGUUUGAUGAACCUCCCAGCUUUAGUGGCCCACCGAGGCCUAAGUUUGAGCCAAUAGACAAGCCCAAAUCUUCACCAAAAGUGAAAGAAACGGUUGUGGAAAAAUCUAAAUUAAUUAGACCAACUCCAGUCCAGGCACAGGCUCCCUCACCUAUUGAAACCAUCUAUGCGACCCCGGCUUCAAAACCUGUACCUGAAUUUGUCCUUAAACCCGGCUCACCUCCUAAGAUGGACUAUGCCCCACCUCCAGGAUACGUUGAGAAGUCUAACAUUGUGAAUUUCACAGAAUCGACCGCCAGCUCGAAACGUGUUGUGAGUGUACAGCAGACAACCAGAGUGAUGCAGUUUGGUAGCUCCACCCAAAGUCAAGUGCAACGGAAAGAGAAUGUGCCUCCAAAAAAGUUUGUUCCAACGUUUUCGAAAGAAAGUGAUUACGAGAGUGACGUUGAUGGUGUAGUGAAGAGGACUCCUUACAUAGACGCAGAGAAGAAAAGACUGAAGAGAGUAGAAGAAAUGAAAAGGAGGUUUCUGGAGUCGGAACCUCCUCUGCAAUUAGGAGAACCUCCGCAGUACGCGUACAGUCCUGACCCCUCCACUGUGGCAUAUUCAGCUGCUUCAAAGCAGAUGAAUGAGAUGACACAAACGUUCAGGGGAAAGACACAACAGUUUGUGUCUGAUAUUAUGACAGACAUCAAGAGUCAGCCAAAGCCUACUGCAGGGGGCAAGCCUGUCUUGAAACCUCCUGGAGACGAACCUCAGACCUACCGAGAUGAGACUCGUCACAGUGAAUUUGGUACAAAACACAUAGAUCCGGACACGGGCUUGAUCUACUUCAAAUAUGAUUUCGGUUACGAGUUUGGUAUUGUGCUGCCGGGAGAGCAGAAACCAGGAGCACCCAAGAAAGUGGUUACCGGUCCAUCAAAGAAGGAGGAAGGCGCCAUUGACUUUCCUGUCAUCCACGAGACCUCACAGAAGAACACAAAGAAACUUAGUAAAGUGAAGACGGUGAAGUGGGAACCUACUUCGGAGAGCGAGAUGUCAGAGAUUGAAAGUGAGAGGAUACAAAGAGGAGUUCCUCAGCCUCAGUUCAGCUUCCGCACUCCAAGUCCCCACUCUCUCUCCCCCAGCGUACAGUCCUUGUCCCCCUACCCUACCUUGGGGCACGAUCACACAGUGUCUCCAGGCAGUCCGUGGUUGAGUGCGGAGGGACCUCAGAUAGUCAGAGCUGUUUCGCCUGGGGACCAACCCAAGAAAGCCCCUCUGUUCAUCACGCCAUUGCGAGACAUUGCCUGUGUGAGUGGCCAGCCUGCCAGGUUUGAGUGUAUCGUGUUGGCAGAACCGGCUCCCAGUAUAGUCUGGUCCAAAGAUGGCACUGUGCUGCAGCCCUCUCCCGAUCAUCAGAUAGAAUACCGCAACGGAGUCUGCCGUCUAGUGCUUCCAUUGGCCCGAUCAUUUGACGCAGGCCACUACACCUGUCAGGCCAGCAACCCUCUCGGUACCAAUCUGACCUCGGCCAGUCUCCAGGUCCCAGGUGAGAGGCGAUCUCUUUACCAGUGAACGGCCAGACUUCGGGUCUAACUGUCCUUCCUUGCUUCCUUCCGGUUCUGUCGCUAGCAAGCGGUGGUGGGUCACAUAACCAGGAUACUUGACAUAUUUCAGUUGUACAGCAUAUAGAAAGCAUUUUAACACUACAAAGGCUAGCUAAUGGUGUAAACAGUUUUAUAAAAACGCUAUAGGACGAAAUUUUACAGCUUUUUCAAGUUUGAGGAAGAUAAUUUUAUAUUUCUUUUCCCUCACUGUUGAUUUGUGAAUUAAAGGUAUUGUUAUAAAUGUAUUGUAUUUUUAACAUGUCAGUCAGUUUAAAACUUAUAAUUUGACAAACAAUACCAGUUGUUAUUCUAUUCUAAAAACAGUGCCUAAUGUGUAAAUUUCACAUACAAGAUGCUUUUUAAACUCCAUUUUAUAAAUGUACAACUUGAGUUCAUUGCAAAGUUGCUGAGGCUUUUUUGUAAACUGUAUUUACAUGAAUUUACAAAAUAACAAUGGUUUAUUUUGAGUAUUAAUUUUAUUGUUAGGUUAUUGUUAAAUGUCUAUGUAAUUUUUUAUGGACGAAUGUUACUGUAUGUUUUACUGGAAUGGAUGCUUUGAUGAAGAAAUAAACUUAUUCUGCUGG